Molecule: messenger RNA, 4350 nt
Organism: Odontomachus brunneus
Lineage: Eukaryota; Metazoa; Arthropoda; Insecta; Hymenoptera; Formicidae
Gene: Oatp26F
Product: solute carrier organic anion transporter family member 4A1
Exons: 12
Coding region: 1344-3485 (713 amino acids)
Biological process (GO): transmembrane transport; sodium-independent organic anion transport
Cellular component (GO): membrane
Molecular function (GO): protein binding
Source: RefSeq, a predicted model, not a curated record
GCAACGGUGGUGGUGGUGCUUGCCGGUGGUGGUAUGUGUACUACCGCGUUUUAACUCACGGGGAAAACUGUAAGAGCGGGUGCGCGAGAGCUCGAGCGCGGGUGCGGACUUCAGUCGCGUGCGACGCGCGCUCCCGGUCGCCACGGUCCAUGAACCUCGACCUCGGCUCCGAUUCCGAUGCGACACUGUCAUCGCACGAGACGAAAGCAAGAGCUCCGGACGUGACGCGCUCUCAUGAACUCUCGCGCGUCUAAUUAACGAGGAGCGCUCGUUAUCGGUUCACGCCGACUUCGAGAGCAGCGAGAUACGAGACACACGCUUCUCUUUCUUUCAUUUUUUCUCUUCUUUUCCUUUUUUUCUCCCAGCACGGUGUUACUGCGGGCAUGUGUGCGUGGAAUUGAGUCGCCGGCCGCGCAGGUUAUUAAGCAUUUCGCGCAAUCGCGUCUCCGCGGAUUGAAUCGGCGCGGCACGAAAGCGCGCCUCGGAUUGUAAUUAAGAUCAAGACGAGGGGAGGGAGUUGCCUCGAGGGUGGCGUGUCGCGCGAAACGCCGAGGACGAUGCGGCACCGGUAUCGAACUCGUUGAGAUCGUGGUCGAUCGCGAGAGAUCGCGCAAUGAGAGCGCCGGGGAGCCAAACGCGACUCUCGAUUCCGCGGAAUCAAUUUCACGAAGUCAAUGAGACGAAACGAGAUCCUCGCAGCGCGAUUUGAUGAAACGAUUUACAUUCCGCCGGCGUGUCCUCGCCGGCCGAGAAAAUCGCAAUUAAAGCCUCGCGCGAGCAAAAAACACCGGCGUGAAAGGUGAACGAAGGGCGGGAGGGCGGCCGGACGGGUAGGAGGGAGAAAGGGGUGGAGGAAAGAAGGUGCGAGACGGAAAGUAGAAGUAAGGGCGCCUCGCGGACAAUAAUAUUCGUUAUCGAGUGAGAGGAGUACCAGAAACGAAUUCACCGGCAUUGAAAAGUUCAGGACUGCGCGAUAAGAAUGUCGUGUUUGACUCUCUAUCUCUAACGAGCGAUGAAGUGGAGUUCCCUGACUGAGAGUCCGCCGCUCUUUCUCUCAAUCGCGCUGACUUUUCCCUCCGGCAAAAUCCCGCGGUAAUUCUGCUCAGCUGGAGCCGACAAAAGCUCGCAGUGAUCUACGUGCGACGCCAUGGAUUAACACAGGCGAAACAUUUCGCGGGACGCACACACACAAGUGCGACGUGCCGGUAUUUAUUAAAUUUACGCGCGGAGAUCGAUCUCCGCCGGAAAUUGGCGAGGAGAAUAUUCGCGAUCGUCUGAAAGCCUAGUGGAAAUAACACCGAUAGAUCUCCGUCGCGUGCGUCUUAGGAAAAGUAUCGGCAAUUAUGAGGGACAAAUUUGCGUUCAGCUCGGGAGUGCCGGACAUGCACGAGACCCUGUCUAGCUUCCCAGAACAGUUCGGGGACGGGCCGAGGAAGCCGGAAAUAAAGCCGGAAAUUCUGAAGGAGACGGAUAGGACCGCGGACAAUCUCAAGUGCGGUUGGUUCUGGUUCAGGCCGCUCUACCUGCAGAGAUUUCGCACCGCGAAAUGGGCCCUCUUUUGGCUGUGUUGGGCCGGAGCCAUGCAAGGAAUGGUCGUGAAUGGUUUUGUAAACGUCGUCAUAACGACGAUAGAGAGGAGAUUCGGACUGAAAUCGUCGGAGACCGGCUUGAUAGCAGGUGGUUACGACAUCGCCAGCUUCCUCCUCCUCGUACCAGUAAGCUAUCUCGGCGGCCGUUCGAAAGCGUCGAAACCGAGGUACAUCGGCGUGGGAAUUCUAGUCUUAGGUAUAGGAAGUCUACUUUUCGCAACGCCACAUUAUCUUGCCGGACCGUAUAGAGGAGGUCAACAGACGGAAAACAUAUGCCAAAGUGCCGCCAAUACCUCGAGUACUCGCUCGGUAUCCUGCGCGGGAUCUUCCGUACAAACGGAGCUAGAGCCUUAUAGUGGCGUGUACUUAACCAUAUUUCUAGUAGCUCAGCUGCUACAUGGCGCCGGUGCGGCACCGUUUUAUACGCUCGGGGUUACAUACCUAGACGAGAACGUCUCGAAGAAGAUGUCGUCGGUGUAUCUAGGUAUCUACUACACUAUGGCCAUAAUAGGACCCGCGUUGGGCUACGUGGUCGGAGGUGAAUUGUUGAAGAUUUAUACAGACUUCUUCACAGUGGACUCCUCGACCAUCGGACUAACUCCCGACAGUAACGUCUGGAUUGGCGCGUGGUGGAUCGGUUUCUUGGCCGCGGCUGUCAUUUGCUUUAUCAUCGCGGUGCCUGUCUUAGCAUUUCCGGCGGCUUUGCCAGGAUCGGAGGAAUUGGCGAAGGAUAGAGUGUCGGAGGCGCACGAGAAAUCGACUCGAUCGUCCACCGCGGGAACGGGAGAAGCGUUUUCGAAAAUACGUGAGCUGCCACGUGCCCUCACUGAGCUACUCGGAAAUCCGGCAUUUUUUAUGCUGAACUUGGCAGGUGCCAGUGAAGGGUUGCUGAUUGCCGGAUUCGCUGCCUUCCUGCCGAAACUGAUUGAAAAUCAAUUCAGCGUCAGUGCCAGCUCGGCCGCGUUGUUGAUGGGAUUGGUAACCGUGCCUGCGGGAGGUGGUGGUACCUUUCUCGGUGGCUAUCUGAUAAAACGCUUCAACUUGCCCUGUUCCGGUAUUCUCAAGUUUUGCCUGUUGGCCACAGCCGCUUGUAUCGUCUUUACACUGUGCUUCGCUCUGAAUUGUCCGAAUCUCGAUUUUGCUGGAUUAACCGUACCUUAUCAUAAUACCACCAAAAAAGUCGCGUUAUCUCUGGAGAAUGUCUGCAACAGCGGCUGUGGCUGUUCGAAAUCGCAAUUCGACCCCAUAUGCGGCGUCGACGGAAUCACAUAUUAUUCACCCUGUCAUGCCGGAUGUUAUCGGGAAACACCGAUAAACGACGCCAAGUUAUACACAGAUUGCAGUUGCAUACACGCACCGGCGAUGAAUCUAACGAUCGGCGAAAUCGGCGACGUUCUCUCAUACGAAGCUAUCAAUACUACCUGCACGAGUACAUGCUCGUACUUGUGGCUAUUCAUCGUUCUGGCCUUCUGCAACAUGUUCAUGACUUUUCUUUGUACGAUGCCGGCACUUUCGUCUACAUUGCGGGUCGUACGAGACGAUCAGAGAUCAUUCGCUCUCGGUAUACAAUGGAUUAAAGUGCGGAUUUUGGGCACGAUACCGGCACCCAUGGUAUUCGGUGCUCUCAUUGACGAUACUUGCAUCUUGUGGAACGAAACGUGCGAAGGCAGAGGAGCGUGCCUCGUUUACGACAAUUACUAUAUGAGCAGAUAUAUGCUCGCUCUGGCAUUUAUCGGGAAAGCAGCUUCACUUCUCUUCUUCUUCCUAGCGUGGUGGACGUAUGUGCCACCGAGCGGCCGUGGCAUCGACCAGAAUUCCCGACAGCAAACUACGGCCACUCUAAUGCUAAGCGACACGUCCCAGGAAGCUCAAAUAGAUUCAACUACGAUAUCGUAAACUCGAAUUACUUUGUCCCUUAGAAGAUUAUCUUGGAGUGUUUUAUAGGCAUGAUAACAACAAUUGCAGUUGAUCACGAGGCAAAAUGUUCUGACUUUCGUUUCGCGAUAGGAUGAAUAUUCUGAGGAACAAAGUAGUCUGAGUGUAGAAUAAUCCGUAUCACGAAAGUGUAGGUAAAUAUUGAAAGAGAAUAAAAUGCACGUAAUGUCGAAGUAACGCGAACAAGAACAGAAUAAAAUGUGUAUAUGUGUCGAAGCAACGUGAACAUGAAUGGGAUAAGAUGCGCGUAUUUGUCGAAGUAACGCAAGCGAAAUGGUUUUCUAUGCGAUGGAAACCUAUUUUCGCGCGUUGGAUGGAUAAUAAAUUUUUGAUAACCCUAUAAGUGGGGCUUGGAAGUCGGGCCAUUAGAAUUUGAGUCCCGCGGGUUGCCGAAUGGAAGCCUACAACGUUCGAAGUUGCAGCUCCUACGUUUGAUUAUCCUAUUACCGCCGUGUUGUGUAAGCAAGUACAUAGUUCGCGCAACUCAAACUUCCGAGCCUUAUAACGUGAAUUUUUGUAAUCCCGACGUUUACCGAUUGUCAAUUAAAGAUCAGUUAGCUAGCUACGUUUCCUAUAAUGGUGAGUAUCGAUAAUACUUUAUAUAUCCGCGAGGAAACGUGAUGUGUAUGUGUGAGACACGCGAAUGAAUUUCGGGGACGGUUCUACCGAUAUAUCAAUAAUGCCUUGGUGGUUGUCGUAUAUAUCGCCGAUUUGAUAUCGAACUUUUUGCGCCAUUUUUCACUCGUAAUUAUUUUUGUUAAAUGGAAAAUACCGAUACGCCUAGAGCACGUAUUAUACAUGUCACCAAUAAAGAGCUAGAGAAGUA